AUGUUGGCCAAAAGGCAGCAGACAAUGAGAGAAGCAAGCAACAUCAAGGUUGUUUGCCGUUUCCGACCAUUAAUUGAUAUUGAACUCCAGCUUCCAGAAAACAAAGCAGAGCAUUACUCCUUUCCAGACGACUCGACAGUUAGUGUGGCACAUAGCAAUAGCAAUCCGGAUAAUUUUAUAUAUGACAAAGUUUUCCCUCCAAACACAGAGCAGCCUGAUAUUUUUGAAUGUGUAGGAAAACCUAUCAUUGAGGAUAUUUUAGCUGGAUACAAUGGUACUGUUUUCGCAUAUGGACAAACAGGUUCUGGCAAAUCCUACACUAUGAUGGGUUUGGAUAUUUAUGAUGAUUUAACAAGAGGAAUCAUCCCAAGAGCUAUUAGCUUGAUUUUUGAUUACCUGUCAAAUGCUAAGGAUGAGGCAGAAUACACCUUAAAGUGUUCGAUGCUUGAAAUUUAUAAAGAAACUUUAAAGGAUUUAUUGGGGAAUAACACAAAUUUGAAAAUUAAAGAAGAUCCGAGGAGAGGGAUUUAUGUUCAAGGGCUAACUGAGAUGUAUGUGGUUUGUGAGGAAGAAAUGGUUGAAGUUUUGUCUUUAGGGGAAAGCAAUAGAACUGUAGCUUCAACAAAAAUGAAUCAAGUCAGCUCAAGGAGUCAUCAGCUUUUUAUGCUUGAGGUCAAUCAAAAAUUUCCCAAUGAUACAGAGAAAAGAGGAAUUCUGAAUCUAGUUGACUUAGCAGGCUGUGAGAAAAUCAACCAAACAGGAGUGACUGGGAAUAAGCUUGAAGAAGCUAAAAAAAUAAACUUGUCUCUCAGCGCUUUGGGGAAUGUUAUUCAUGCUUUAACCAGCAAUCAAGAGCAUAUUCCUUACAGAGAUUCAAAAUUAACUAGGCUUUUGCAAGAAUCCUUAGGUGGUAACUAUAAAACAACCCUUAUAGUGAAUUGUUCACCUCACCCAAGAAAUCUAGAAGAUACAUUAAACACUCUCAAAUUUGCUCAGCGUGCGAAGACUAUCAAAAAUAAAGUUAAGCUAAACAUAAAAAGAUCUCCUGAAGCCUAUAUGAAAAUGAUUGCAAAAUUAAAGAAAAAAUUAGCUGAUGCAAAAGAUGAAAUAAAAAGACUCAAAAAAUCUCUAAAGGAAAGCUCUCCUACCAUACCUCAGCAAAAUUCUCCAUCAUUGCCAACAGAAGAAGAUCAGAAAUCAGAAGACUUCAGGAGUACUGAAGAUAUUGGAGUCUCAUUUGCUAUUGAUAAACGAAGAAUUUCCUUACUUCCCCCGCCGUGAGCGAACAAACAAUUGGAGAAAUCCUUAUUUUUUUUUUCCAAAAAAACCCACCCUCUGUGCGUGAACACAAAUUUUUUCAAUAGAAACUGUAUUUAUGAAAAAAAUAUUUUGAUAUAUAAGUGAUAAUUUGGAUACUGAAAUCUCUAUUAAAUUUCGAACAGCUCUCAUUUCAAACAUAGAAUUUACAAAUUAAUUUUUGCUUCUCAAUUUUUACGAAUUGGAAUUUUUGAAAAAAAAAAAUACUAUGAAAUUUAUAUAUAAAUUUUUAAAAAAAAAAAAUUAACCCCCACCAUGAGCGAGCAAAGUUUUUUUGUUCGCUCAAGGAGGGGGGAGCUAGUGGAUGAUUUCGGGCAAAAUGAUCAAAUUAUUGAAGAGCUUUAUUCUUUAAAGCAGGAUAAAGAAAAUUUGGAAAGCAAGGUAAGCGAGCUUGAAGAUGAGCUGAGCAGAGAACAAAGAAAAAGAAUAAAAGCUGAAACAUCUUCUUCAGAAUCCUUUGAAUGCUACAAAAAACUGCUGAUUAUGAAGCAAACUGACGAAAAUGCUUACAAGGCGAUUGUAGAAGAAAACAGAAGUCUGAAGAAGCAGAUAGAGAUGCUAAUAUCUCACUUAAACCAAGCCAAUAAUAGGUUCAGCGAUAGCUUAUCAAAAAUAAAAGCAGGAGAAACAGUCUUAACUUAAUUACUAAUAGAUAAGUCCCUACAGGCUGGCAGGCCACUACUCGCCUCCGUAUAAUGCUCUACCGCGUGCUUGCCAGUCUGGGCACGGCCUUCCACUGUGUUGCUCCUUACGGACUAGGACUUGCACUCGCUACCCGAGAGCCAGAGACUCUGGGUCACCAUGCUGCACGCAAGCGGGUUUGCCUAUUCCGAAAAUUUGAAAAAUCGAAUUUUCUGGUCGAGCUGCUAACUAAAUGGACCCCCAGGUCCAGACACAACGCUUGUAUCGCGGUAAGGAUUUUCGAUUAGCCAAUUGGUUACCUCUGACCUUGCUGAACUUCCGCUUUCCAACUCCAGUGAACGAUUUCCCCACGAGGAAAAACCCUAGACUGGAUGUGAGCAUGCUGUCAGCUAAGCCCGACAUUUGCUUCACCAAGUCAAGUAAAACCUGGCUUGAUAUUCAUUUCCGAAUACUGUCCUUCCUUCCACAAGAUCCCCGGCUUUCCAAUAAAUCUAUCUGCUAUCGGUUCUAAGAGUGCAGAUGGCCCACCCCCAUGUAUGAUCUUCAGGAGAAACAGUUAGUGAGUGAGAGUUCAUCGAUGCAACUGUUGAUGCUGCCUUAACAGGCGAAAUUCCUGUGCAAACUGAAGAAACUUCCCUUUUGAUGACAAAGAUUAAUGAAGUGGAAAUUGACAUGCCAUUAAACAUUUCUGUGCUGAAAACCCAAGACUUAUACUCCCAAGAACUUUGUACAGUCCUCGAAGACAACUCCGAUAUCAGUUCAGAAAUCGUUGCAUUCCAGCUUAGAAAGCAAGUUAUUCAGUCAGGUCUCAUCAAUUGCGAGCUUAUAAGGAGAAUCUAUGACCUUCAAUGGAAAUACAAUUUACUAAAAGAAAAAUUCAACUUGAAAUUGAAGCUCUCAAAAUUCCAAGAAAACAAAAUUGGAGCCCUUGAGCAGCUUGUAGACCAUCUGCAUAACUCAUUUAACAAAAUCAUAAAUCUUAUGAAUAAGCUUGAAAAUGAGCACUGGGGCAAAGAAAAAUUGUCAGAUCCAACUCCAAAAGGGAAGUUCAUAAGAGGUAUAAGGCCAACUAUAAUAAUGGACAAGCCAGAUAUAAGAAGGUCAAACCGAAUGAAUACUGCAUUGAAUUACAAGUUGUUUUCUCCGUCUCCUAGAUUUGAUGAUAUAACCCCUAGAUUUGCAGGGCUCAAAGCUUCGUUCGGGGAUCAUGGCGACCAAAAUGACCCUUAUAAGGUCAGAAGUCUUGAAACAAAUUUGGAAGUGCAGACACUGUUUAAUCAGCAAAUAAAAAAUGGGUAUGAAAUCGCCAAAUCUGAAAGUACGACUUUUAAGCUAUUACUAGAGACAUAUCAACAUGAAAAUUUGGAAGUCUACUUAAAAGAAAAAGAUAGGUGAAAAGAAUAUGUUGAUUCUUUAAAAAAUUCUUGUGAGAAAGAACUGGCAAGAAAACAAUCAGAAAUUAAUGAGCUGCAUGAGGUGCUGGGAAGGUGGAUUAAUAUGUUUUUGGAUUUGCAAGAAAAAGCUGGGAUACCGAGAUCACAAGAUGAAACUGAUGCUCCAGGCUUGAAGCGAUCUCUAACAAAAGAAUAUUAUUCCAAAAUAGAAGACUUAAUAAAGCAAACCAAAACAGUGGCCAGACCUAUUAAAAUUUCAUUAAACGGAUCUCCCUUCCAUUUGAGGUUUCGAAAGCCAAGUUCCCUUUCAGUUUUCUCGCAAAGUGGAGAUAAAAGUCCUCCUGUAGAUGAUUAG
Messenger RNA from Blepharisma stoltei, 3708 nucleotides. The record is from the annotation of a GenBank genome assembly. NCBI's taxonomy places the organism in Eukaryota, Ciliophora, Heterotrichea, Heterotrichida, Blepharismidae.